Molecule: messenger RNA, 378 nt
Organism: Lutra lutra (Eurasian river otter)
Lineage: Eukaryota; Metazoa; Chordata; Mammalia; Carnivora; Mustelidae
Product: peptidyl-prolyl cis-trans isomerase A-like
Exons: 1
Coding region: 1-378 (125 amino acids)
Biological process (GO): protein peptidyl-prolyl isomerization
Molecular function (GO): peptidyl-prolyl cis-trans isomerase activity
Source: RefSeq, a predicted model, not a curated record
AUGAUCAGCACCACCAUGUUCUUGAACAUCACUGUGGACAGCAGUGCUUGGGCUUUGUCUCCUUUGAAUGGUUUCCAGACAAAGUUCCAAAUACAAAAGGGAAUUUUGAUGCCUAAGCACUGGGAAAAAGGAAUUGGUUAUAAAGUUUCCUGCUUUCACAUGGUUAUUCCAGGAUUUAUGUGCUGGGGUGGUGGUGGUGGCAAAUCUAUCUAUGGGGAGAAAUUUGAGGAUAAGAAUUUCAUCCUGAAGCACACUGGUCCUGGCAUCUUGUCCAUGGCAAAUGCUGGACCCAACACGCUUCCCAGUUUUACAUCUGUGCGGCCAAGGAAGGCUGAGUGCUUGGAUGGCAAGCAUGUGGUCUUUGGCAUGGUAAAAUAG